Vicia villosa (hairy vetch) is the source of this 2114-nucleotide messenger RNA. RefSeq names its product protein indeterminate-domain 5, chloroplastic-like. Lineage: Eukaryota; Viridiplantae; Streptophyta; Magnoliopsida; Fabales; Fabaceae. The coding region runs from base 302 to 1627 and encodes 441 amino acids. Gene Ontology annotation, cellular component: nucleus. The record is from RefSeq and is a predicted model, not a curated record. The transcript is spliced from 4 exons. Gene Ontology annotation, molecular function: DNA-binding transcription factor activity.
UACCUUCUCUCACUUCUCAUUGAAAUUAUCAAAUUCAUUUCUCAUAAAAGCAUUCACCAAAAUCUGGAAAAAAGUUUCAACAAAGAAAAAAAAAGCCAGAAAAUAAUCAAAUAAGUACAAGUAAAAUGGUGCAUGAGUGAUAGGUGUUGGUGUAUAUGCAUGACACCAAAUUCAAUGAAGAGAUUCAUAAUAACUCUACCUCAGAAAUUUUUCAUUUAUAAAAAGCCUACUUGAGAGAAAAAAAAAAUCAUAUCAAGUUUUUUCUUUUCCUUUCAAAUUUCUAGAGGUUUUUCAUUCUGAUAUGGCAGCUUCAUUUUCAGCAGCAUCUUUCUUUACAAUCCCAGAAGAGAAUCAGAAUGAGAUGAAUCAACAAAAUUCAUCAUCAUCAACAACUCCACCUGCACCACCACCUCAGAAGAAAAGAAGAAACCAACCUGGAACACCAUAUCCAGAUGCUGAGGUGAUAGCACUAUCUCCAAGGAGCCUAAUGGCAACAAACAGAUUUGUAUGUGAGGUGUGUCAAAAAGGGUUUCAAAGAGAGCAAAAUUUGCAACUUCAUAGAAGAGGACACAAUCUACCUUGGAAGCUAAAGCAGAAGAGUAACAAAGAGCCAAAGAGAAAGGUUUAUCUGUGUCCUGAGCCUUCUUGUGUUCAUCAUGACCCUUCUAGAGCUCUUGGAGACCUAACUGGAAUCAAGAAGCACUUUUCUAGGAAGCACGGUGAGAAAAAGUGGAAAUGUGAAAAGUGUUCUAAGAAGUAUGCUGUUCAAUCUGAUUGGAAAGCUCAUUCUAAGACUUGUGGGACUAGAGAGUAUAGAUGUGACUGUGGAACUCUCUUCUCAAGAAGAGACAGUUUCAUCACACAUAGAGCCUUUUGUGAUGCACUUGCUCAAGAAAGUUCAAGACAACCACAAUUACCAACCUUAAUCACCAACACUUCCAUUAACAACUCCCAAUUAUUUGGAAACAUUAGCAACAACAAUAUGUCAUUAGCCUUAUCUCAAAUUCCUCAACAACAGAUCUCAUCAACUCAUAACCAAAACGACACCAACCAAUCCACUGAAAUCUUGCGUUUUGGCAACCAUAACAUUCUAUCCCCACCCCCACAACAUCCUCUUCACACCCCUCCAUUUAACUUCAUCACACAACCACCAAACCAAAAUUUCCAUCAUCAUGAUCAACAAUCUCAAACAUUCCAAGGACUAAUAUCAUUGUCUGAACUCAACAAUAACAAUUUGUUUUCUGAAAAUUUCAACCAUGAAGAGUUCUUUUCUCAAAAUCCAUUAAUGUGUGAUCAUAAUAAUAACCAAACAAAUCCUAUCUCACCUCACAUGUCAGCUACAGCACUUCUUCAAAAAGCUUCUCAAAUGGGUGCAACAUCAAGCACAAACAACAACAAUAACACUAGUGCUUCUUCAUUACUAAGAAGCUAUGGCAGUUCAUCUUCUUCUUCUUCUCUAGCAACAAAGGUUAAUGGUGGUGAUGGACUCACUAGAGAUUUUCUUGGAGUUGGUCAAAUAGUAAUGAGAAACAUGAAUGGAGGAGUUUCACAAAGAGAGCAAAGAAACUUCAACGUGGAAGCUGAGAAAAACGCUGCAGCGUUUGGUAGUGGAGGGAACUUUGAGUGAUUGUAUGAAUCUUUGUUGGACAUGCAAUUGAAGAAAAAUACAAAAGCUUUUUGCAGGAUAUGUCUUCUUGUUCCAUAAGAAAAUGACUCUUAUAAGUCCAUCUAAAUCAGUUUUUGGGAGCAAUAUUGCGGAAUCAUAUUGGAGUUAAACCAUGUAUAUAAUAUAUAAGUCUAGCAUGAAAAGAAAGUUAUGGAAGUUGGAAGCACAUGAAAGUUAAUAUUGAGAUAUAUUUCAAACAUUUUUCUGUAAACUUUUCAUGGUUUAACUUAAUAGGUUUUGUUCGGAGACGUUUUAAUAUGUAAAUUGGAGUAUAGGUCAUAGCGUUCUAUAGUAUAUCAUAUAUAGAAAUAUUAUAUCAUCAUAUGUAUAUGGUUGUUGAAUCCUCAUUUUGCCUAUUGAGAGAUAGGGAUAUGUACUCUAAUUCUUUAAUUGUAAGGGUUGGAAUAUCCUGCUACUCUUUCUAUCUAUAAUAUUAUUUUCUCUUUAA